Molecule: messenger RNA, 1568 nt
Organism: Papilio machaon (common yellow swallowtail)
Lineage: Eukaryota; Metazoa; Arthropoda; Insecta; Lepidoptera; Papilionidae
Gene: eIF2Bgamma
Product: translation initiation factor eIF-2B subunit gamma
Exons: 5
Coding region: 124-1503 (459 amino acids)
Biological process (GO): biosynthetic process; cytoplasmic translational initiation
Cellular component (GO): eukaryotic translation initiation factor 2B complex; guanyl-nucleotide exchange factor complex
Molecular function (GO): translation initiation factor activity; guanyl-nucleotide exchange factor activity
Source: RefSeq, a predicted model, not a curated record
AAUAGCAAUUUAUAAAUUAAUAUAGAUAAUUUCUCAUACGUUAAAAGUCUUUUACUCCACAAAAAACCUUUGUAAAAAUAAAAUAGUAUUCGUAUAUGACGAAACGUUAGACUCUGUGCCAAGAUGCAUAAAAUUUUGGAAUUUCAAGCUGUAGUCCUGGCAGCUGGGAAAGGUUCUCGGUUACCGGACGUUGGUGGCAGCGUGUCGAAAUGUCUUUUGCCUGUGGGACCAUACCCUGUCCUAUGGUAUUCGUUAAAUAUGUUAGAAAAAGUUGGGUUCCAAGAAACCAUGAUUGUUGUUCUGGAUGAAGAUAAAUCAAAUAUUUUGAAUGGUUUAGAGAACUGUCCCUUAAAAAUCAAAUAUGAAUUGAUUGACAUACCUUCAGAGGAGGAUUGGGGUACAGCAAAUUCAUUAAAAUAUAUUAGUAACCGAGUAACAACAGAUCUAGUAGUUGUUUCUGGAGAUCUCAUUACAAACAUCAAUCUUAAUGAAGUGCUAAAUUUGUACAGGAAACACGAUGCUGCUUUAACAACUCUCUUUUUUAAUAAUGGUCCUGAAGAAUGGCAAAAGUUACCCGGUCUUCCAAACAAGACAAAACCUGACAGAGAUCUAGUUUGUGUAGAUGAAGAAACACAAAGACUUGUCUUUCUUGCCAGUGCUAGUGACUUUGAAGGCAAUGUUUCAAUACCAAAAUUAUUGGUUAAAAAGUUUGAGUCCAUCAACAUGUACAGUAGAUUACUUGAUGCUCAUGUGUAUGUUAUGAAAAAGUGGAUUAUCAACUAUUUUAUUGAUGCUGAUAGAUUUACUUCAAUCAAGGGUGAACUUAUACCACUUAUAGUAAAGAAACAACUUUCUAAACCUAAGAAUCCGGCAGAGAAAAAAGGGACUUCAGAGAAAAAUGUUGAGUUAUUUAAGGAUAUCUUUUAUUAUGCGGUGGAUCAAGGAUAUGAAAGUAAAAUAAGACAAAUGUCAGCGUACAAUGAUCACAAACUGGGAAGCAAGCCUGUCUAUUGUAAUGAUACUUUGAGAUGUUAUGCUCAUAUACCUGAUAAAAAUACUUUUGGUAUUAGAGUUAAUACACUCCCAUCAUUCUGCUUGUCAAAUAAAAAGAUUAUAUCUCAAUGGGAAAAUCUCACAGGGUCACCUUUGACUGACAGAUUGCAUCCCAACAGUGAAGUGAAGACAAAACAAAUAGAUGAAACAUGUACAGUCGGAGAGAAAAGUGUUGUCAAUGAAAAAACAUCAAUAAAAAACACAUUCAUUGCUGCCAACUGUACUAUUGAGAACAAAGUUAGAUUAACUAAUUGCAUUAUAAUGAAUAAUGUAACUAUUAAGGAAGGUUGUGUUCUACAAGAUUGUAUUGUAUAUACUGGGGCUACACUUGAAGGAAACUGUUCUUUACAAUACAGUAUUGUUGGACCGCACCAUUUAGUGUCGGCUUCUACUACUGGUGUUCAUCAAUUGUACGCGGAAACAACGGACAACAUGAUUACACUUGGAUAGUCAAUUGAUAAAUUCAAAUAAAAUGGCAGGUCCAAAAAUGAUUUUUCAAAACAGUUUUAUAAUUA